AUGAGUGAUGGUAGAUUAAGGAAAAGUGGUGCAAAAUACAAAAAGCUCCGAGAAGAGCACGAAGAAAAGGAGAAAAGGGUGAUUCAAAAAACAAGAAAACUUGAUAGUUUUUUCACAAAUUUAAAAACAGACUCAUCAACAUCAACUACUACUCUCACAUUAACUACAAGUACUAUUACUUUAACUACAAGUACUUCAACGAGUUCAACUUGUCAUCCCAAUGCUGAAUUAGAUAUUACACCUAGCCCUAUCAUUUUUUCCGUUUCAACACCUUUAGAAUUAGAGAAAGAAAGUCACGUAGGUGAUGCUGGAGAUCUGACUUCCGUAGAUAUAGCUAAAUUUACAGCCUCGAAAUGUCCGGUAUCUCUUGAUAAUAUAACUGUAAAUACCGAUCCUGCCAAAUGGGUAAUAAACGAGACGACAAUAGACCAUCUACUUUCGAGAGACAUCGAUCAGAACAUACCUGAAGAUUUUUCUGUCACAAGGAAGUAUUACUCCUCAGGUAGUUCAAAAUUUGGUACAGAUGGAUAUGAUGAUUGGAAUAAUGUACACAGUGGCCUAAUCUCCCAUGAAAAUUCCACAGAGCAUGUUCAAAGCUCUAGCACUUUCUUAAACAGAACGGUAGUAAAAAAACUUGGUAGUCGAGGAUUACCAUUUAGAGGGAAGAAUGAGCAAUUUGGGUCAAAUAAGAAUGGAAAUUUUAUGAUGUGCUUGGAGCUUAUUGCGGAAUUCGAUCCUUUCAUGUCUAAUCAUAAACAUGCUUAUGGAAAUCCGGGUCGAGGUAAGACAUCCUAUCUGUCUUCUACAAUUUGCGAAGAGUUUAUUUCCUUGAUUGCAAAAAAAGCAUUAAGUGUGAUUAUUGAUGAAGUAAAUCGUAGCAAGUAUUUUUCCAUUGUUGUUGAUUCAACGCCCGAUAUCAGUCACGUGGAUGAACUGUCGUUUGUAAUCAGAUAUGUAAAACGAGAAAUUCAAGAAGAUACGCCAGCCGAAGUUGAACGAUUUUUAAAAUUUAUACCCAAUAUUGGACAUAAGGCAAAAGACAUGCUAAAUGCAGUUAUAGGUACAUUGGAAGAAUUUGGUUUGAAUUUACAGGAUUGCCGUGGUCAAUCUUAUGAUACCGCCGCAAACAUGUCUGGAUAUUACUCAGGGUUAAAAACAAGGAUACAAAACCUAAAUCCAUUUAUGUACCAAGCAAUUUAUGUACCAUGUGGAGGACAUAGUCUAAACCUCGUUGGAUUGUCCGCAGUCGAUUCUAUCAAAGAAGCGAAAUUGAAACCAAAUCAGAAGGUAGUAAAAAGAACUACUGGAACUAGGUGGUCUAGUCGUUAUAAUGCAUGUUCUUCUUUUAAAAAUAGUUGGGAAGAAUUUAUGGAAACAUUGAACGAUAUAGAAAAUAAUAAUUCUGAAAAACCCAUAAAUCGUAGAAAAGCUACAGGUUUAAAAAACAACUUAAGUACCUUUGAGUCGGUCUUUAUGGCUGUAUUUUGGACUUCUCUGUUAGAACGAUUCAAUAAAACAAGCACAAUUUUACAAUCAACAUCAGUUAACUUGGAACAUGUUGUUGAUCUAUACAAAUCUUUAAUUGGUUAUGUGAGUGAAAUAAGAACUGAUGAAAUGUUCCAAAAAUUCAUUGAUGAAGCAAAAAAAAUUAGAAAAGAAGAAUAUGAAUUAGACAAAAAACGUCGUCUUACGCGAUCCCUUUUAUGCGAUGAAUUAGACGAAUGUAGUUCUAGAGCAAAUGAAGUGGUUUUUGACGGUAAAGACAAAUUAAAAACUGUUUAUUUUGCCGUAUUGGAUCAACUCAGAAAACAACUGGAUAUGAGACAUUCUGGAAAUCAGAAUUUAGAAGAACUAUUUCCGAAUGUUAGCAUCGCUUUAAGAAUAUACUCCUGUAUGGCGGUUACCAACUGUUCGACAGAAAGAUCGUUUUCGUGUCUUAAAAGAACUAAAACGUAUUUAAGAUCUACUAUUGGUGAAAAUCGGUUAAAUAAUUUGGCUCUCCUGUGCAUUGAAUCGGAAUUAGUGUCGGCAAUUGACUUUCAAGACCUAAUCAAUACAUUCGCUAACCUCAAAAGCCGAACUAAAAUAAUUUAA
Molecule: messenger RNA, 2094 nt
Organism: Sipha flava (yellow sugarcane aphid)
Lineage: Eukaryota; Metazoa; Arthropoda; Insecta; Hemiptera; Aphididae
Product: zinc finger MYM-type protein 1-like
Exons: 6
Coding region: 1-2094 (697 amino acids)
Molecular function (GO): protein dimerization activity
Source: RefSeq, a predicted model, not a curated record